Suncus etruscus (white-toothed pygmy shrew) is the source of this 1577-nucleotide messenger RNA. RefSeq names its product cAMP responsive element binding protein 3 like 3 (gene CREB3L3). Gene Ontology annotation, molecular function: RNA polymerase II cis-regulatory region sequence-specific DNA binding; DNA-binding transcription factor activity, RNA polymerase II-specific. The transcript is spliced from 10 exons. Gene Ontology annotation, biological process: regulation of transcription by RNA polymerase II. The record is from RefSeq and is a predicted model, not a curated record. Lineage: Eukaryota; Metazoa; Chordata; Mammalia; Eulipotyphla; Soricidae. Gene Ontology annotation, cellular component: nucleus. Bases 10 to 1494 code for a protein of 494 amino acids.
ACCCCCGAGAUGCAGAAAGCGCUGGACCCUGAGGUGGCCGAGCUCCUUCAUGGGGACCUGGAUGGGGAGAAGAUGGCAACUUCCCUGAGCACCAUGGGGCACCUCGAGAGCCUGGAGCUGCUGGACCUGUUGUUCGAUGGGCAGGAUGGGAUCCUGAGAGAUGUGGAGAUGGAAACAGACUGGGGGCACACAGAGGAUCAGCGGAUCCUGCCCUGUGGAGACCCUGAAGAUUUUCUCAGCUCCAUCCUGGGUGCGGAAGACUCUGCAGGCAGCUCCCCCGCGGCCAGCGACAGUGGCAUCUCCGAGGACCUGCUUUCCGACCCGCAGGACACCCCUCCGCGCCCCGGGCCUGCACCCACUCCGGCUGCACCGGGAGCUGGCAGGGGGUCCUGCCCGCCCUACGGUCCUGGCCCCCCGGGCCCCUCCAGGCCACCCCCGCCUGCGCCACGCGUGCUCGAGGCCUCCGUGGCCAUCGACCUGGAAAUGUGGAGCCCAGAACUAUACCCUGAGGAGCAGCGCACAGAGUUGGCAGACACACCCCCACGCUGCAGCCUUACUGUGAAAGACCUUCUCCUCUCCGGCAGCAGCAGCAAUGGCGGGGACCCGCAUCACCCCACGAACCCUCACCUGUUGUGUCUCGGAACUGGACAUAGCCAGGAGCUGGUGCUGACUGAGGAUGAGAAGAAGCUUCUAGCAAAAGAAGGAAUGACGCUGCCCACUCAGCUGCCCCUCACGAAGAAUGAGGAGCGAGUGCUGAAAAAAAUCCGCCGUAAAAUUCGAAACAAGCAGUCGGCUCAAGAGAGCAGAAAGAAGAAGAAAGAAUAUAUAGAUGGCUUGGAAACUCGGAUGUCAGCCUGCACCGCCCAGAACCAGGAGCUGCAGAGGAAGGUCUUGCAUCUUGAGAAACAGAACCUGUCCCUGCUGGAGCAGCUAAAAAAGCUCCAGGCAUUACUGGUUCAAUCUACCAGCAAGUCUGCCCAAGCAGGCACCUGCAUCGCGGUUCUGCUGCUGUCUUUUGCCCUCAUCGUCCUCCCCUCCAUCAGCCCCUUCGCCGCCAACAAAGCCGAACAGCCCAGAGACUUCGCACCAGUCCGAGUUUUCUCCAGAACUCUACACAACAGUGCUGCCUCUCGAGUGGCCCCGGACACCCAGAUGCCCUCAGUGGGGAGUCCAGGGAUCCAGCCCAAAGGGGCCACACCCCAGGAAGGGGCUCCGGACAGUCCCGGAGUGGACUGGGAACCUCAGGACUCGCUGAACUUGGGCAACUCCACGGAAGAGCUGGAUCACUCAAGUCUGAAGCACCCAAAUCUGGAGCACUUAAGUCGGGAGAAGUUGAGCCUGGAGCACUUGAGCCUGGAGCACUUGAGUCUGGUGGGAGGCGCCUUCCUGGAGUGGCUGAGUCUGUCCACCCUGCUGGGCUGGGCCUUGCCUGAACCCGCGCUCAGCCAGGGAGUCCUGGGGCUGGAGGCAGCGGUGGCUGGGGAGGAGCUGUAAGGAGCACUCCCAGCACACGGGACCAUGGGGGGGCCCUCGGCCCUUGCAGGUGGAAAAGAACAGACCUGGGGGGUCCGGGGGGA